Xylaria bambusicola is the source of this 2612-nucleotide messenger RNA. Its product is annotated as beta-lactamase/transpeptidase-like protein. Bases 530 to 2353 code for a protein of 607 amino acids. Lineage: Eukaryota; Fungi; Ascomycota; Sordariomycetes; Xylariales; Xylariaceae. The record is from RefSeq and is a predicted model, not a curated record. The transcript has 5 exons.
CUGAGGUAGGAAGUCUUGGCGGGCUCGCUUUCAUCGUAUACUACUACUAACUAGGGGAUUGAUUAUACUGGCCCAUUGUACUGGUGAUUGGAGGCUGUGAUGAUGUAAUGCGAGGAUGCUUCGAUGAGUUUAUGUGCUGUUUCUUUGGGUGCUAUUAGGUAAUGGGCUAGGAUGCUGAGAUGAGGAUGCGAGAAAUGCGAGGGCUAAGGUGUGCGGAUGGAUGGGUAUGAGGAUAGUCUGGUGAGGAGGGUAUAUUUGUCUGGUCAAGCGCAGAUGUAUAAAGAUGCUUGGACUCGCCUCGUUUCUUUUGCUGGUGUGUGUGUCUAGAUAUGUAGAUACAUCUGCAUAGGAAAUACUGGCGGUGUGUACAAGAUCAGCCAGACUGACUGAGGUUUGCUAACUGCUUGUUUUUACUAUCUUGCUAGCUUGCUUGAAACAUCCUCCUAGUCAUUUACCUUUGAGAUCUCCCUUAUUACCUUUUUACCCCUUAUUUGAAUACCAUCAGCUUUAUUGUUAUAUUAUAUACGAGAUGGCACGCACCUCAUCACCCUCUUGGAUGAAAGCAGGGUGGUUGAGGGCGGCGUCAUUAUUACUCCUGGCCUCUUUCAUUACUGUUGAGGCGUCUCUCGACUGUCGUGCCCCUGGCCCCGUCGUGCCUAAGCCGAGACAUAUCCAUGGCCACGAACGCCUUGUCAAGGCUACGACGGAGCUUAGCGGUAAGCUUGAGGAUGCGGUGAUGGGUGAGAUUAAGGCUGGGUGGCCGGUUGAGGAGACUUCUUUUAGUAUUGGGGUGAUUGCGCAUGAUCAGGAAAAUGCUGCUGUGCCGGUCUGGGAAUACCACUAUCUUUCACCUGCGAAUGUUAAUGGAACGAAGGAUCUGUCGAGAGACUCGCAGUUCCUUAUUGGCUCUAUCAGCAAGGUUAUUUCGGAUUAUAUCUUGUUGAUGAGUGGUAUUGAUAUUGAUGAGAGUGUUGCCGAGUUCGUUCCUGAGCUGAGGGAUGAAGCGUCCGCGAUUAGAUGGGGGGAUAUAACGUUGAGGCAUCUUGCUACCCAGGUUGCUGGCAUUCCGCCGAAUUAUGGAUUCUCAGAGUAUUACUAUCUCAAAGACUACUUUGAGUCCCUCGGCUUCCCGCACGUUGAAGACGAGGCGUAUGCUGAAUGUGGCAUCAUCGGGCUCAAUGGAGGAUGUACACGCGAACAAUUCCUAAAAGGCAUGCUCGAAUCCCACCCCGUCGCGCAACCCGCUGAGCGUCCUGUGUAUUCCAACAUCGCAUUCACGCUGCUCAUGUACGCCGUCGAAUCCCGCACGGGCAUGAACUACACCGAGCUCCUGCGGACAUACGUCUCGGACCCGCUUGCACUGAAAAAUACUAUCGUGAGCCCUGGCGAUGACGACAAGGCUGUUAUCCCGCCUGUUGAUAAUAGUUGGGGAUCGGAUUAUGGGGAUAAUGCGCCUGGUGGCGGCCUCGUAUCCUCUCUCUCUGACCUCUCCAUCUUCAUCCAUGCGAUCCUCGACGGCACUAUCUUCGGCGCUGACAACACCACGGCCGUCCGCGAGUGGCUCAAGCCAACAUCUUCCACGGGCUCACUGUACUCUCUCGUCGGCACCCCCUGGGAGAUCUACCGCACCAACGAGCUUAUCUCCCACACAGUUGAUUUAUACGCUAAAGGCGGCUCCGCGUACGGAUAUCAGUCCCAGAUGGCCCUAGUCGAUGAGUACGGCGUCGGAAUCGUCGUGUUAACUGCUGGAUCGCCGCUUGCCUCGGGGCCGAUAUAUGACGCUGUCCUGGCAACGAUGGUCCCUGCGCUUGAUGAUAUCGCGCGCGAGCAGGCGAGGCAGAGAGGGUAUACGGGGGUGUUUGUGGAUGGAAAUAGCGCUAGCUGUGGGAAUGGUUCAAGCGCCGACUUUAAUGUCACUGUUGUUCAGGACGCGGACUCCCUUGUACUACACGGUGUCGAGCGUAACGGCACGGAUAUCCUGGCUUCGUUGCGCGAGAUCUGGACGGUUACUAUUGGGGGUUUCCUCGCUGUUACACCGUCAACGGCGCGCAUCUUUCCUAUUCAGAUACGCAAGGAGGUAAAGCUACCGAUGGCGGAUGGUAGUGAGAAGAAAGUCGUGCGGGAGGAUUGGAGGCUCGAUUGGGACUUUCUCGCGAGUGGUGAGACGGAUUUGCCUGGUGCGGGACUCUCGAAUAAGAAUUGUCUCGCCUGGACGCUGACGGAUUGGAUGUACUAUGGCUCGGAGCCUAUUGAUCGGAUCGUGUUUGUGCUGGAUGCUGAGACGGAGGAGGUUAUUGGUUUGGAGAUUCCGUACUUGAGAUCAGAUGUUUUGGUGCCCGUUACGAUAUUGUAGAUGGAUGACCUGUCUUGGUCUGUACAUUUAUAUACCUAGUCUCGCGAGAUACCUGGAUGGUUCCAAAUAAAGUGAUAUCGUGUGGAUUAUCGCUCGUAUUAUGGUAUUAUAUCAUUGUCAUUUCCCAUAGCCAUAGACAUAACCAUUUCCGCUGCGCUGUAAUAUGCUACCAAAAUAGACAAUAUGAUCUGAUUAAACCCGACAAGGCCAUUACCUACUUGUGCCCUUGAUCCUCGUAGCGUUGUAGUAUCGAGGGUCC